AGGGAUAGUUCAGUCUGUGAUGUGAUGUGUGUUGUUGGGGAGUGCUUCAGUCGCUGAGUUACUGGUUUGCUGGUGUCAGCAUAAACGUUAGCUACUUUUUCUAUAUUAGUUCAUUUGACUGGUGGAUUACUAUUUAUUAUUUUUUUCAUUUUUUAAAUUACAGAAAUAAGUUAAAGAAUCUUUGAAAGAGUUGAGAAGAAGAGAAAAGGUUGGGACAACCUAAAAGUAGAUAAUUCUGCAGUUUUUGUCUGGGUUGGUUAAACUUUCUUUAAACGGGUAAGGACUCUUUUUGCUUCUUCACCAUGACGUGCAGAUGGAAGCUUCUUAUACUGGCUCUGUCUUUCUUCCUCAUCAUGGUGCUGUCGGUAUCAGCAGACUGCCCUCAAGGAUAUUCAGCAAAGAAAAAACAAUGCAUUGACACAGACGAAUGUAAAGAUGAAAAGCCAUGUGGUGAAAAUGCAACCUGCACAAACACAAAUGGAAGCUACUACUGCCAAUGUAAAGAUGGUUUCAGAAACUCAAAAGGGGAGGUGAAUUUUACAGCUGGUAAAUGCAAAGAUAUCCAAGAAUGUUUGGAAAUCAAAGACAUCUGUGGACCUAAUGCCAAAUGUGAGAAUGCAAUCCCCUAUUACUCGUGCACCUGUGAUGAUGGAUUCAUUUCUACUACUGGGAAUAAAACCUUUCGUCAUCAUCAAAAUGCUACAUGUGAAGAUAUUAACGAAUGUCAAAAAAGAAAUGCCUGUGGUCAGAAUGCAUCAUGUUACAACACACAAGGCAGUUAUUACUGCAUCUGCAAUGCUGGCUUUGGAUUGAAAUCUGGCCGAUUUAACUUCUCUGGAAAUCUGGAGCAAUGUGAAGACAAAUGUGAGAUUGAUAAGACAAUCUGUGGAAAUGGUUCUUGCCACCAUGGAGCCAGUGGUCAUUACUGUACAUGCCACGCAGGGUUCACUAACUAUGGCAACAAAACGGCACAGUGCACUGAAUUAAACUGUGAUGUUUUCAAAGCUAUAAACGGGCUGGAAGAGAAAUUUGUGAAGCAGCUCAAUAAACGUUGUCUGGAGUUUAUAAAGGACAAAAGUCAGAAUCCAUCUGAUCAGACAAACCAGAUUGAAGAGGACUUAUUGAAGAUAUUGCAGUCAGAAAUAGAUCAGUUCUUGUCCAGUAAAUUUCUCAAAGACAGAAGAAGAGUCUCCACCUUUCUGGAUUUGGUGGAGAAAGUUCUGAGGCUAAUUGGAGCCGUGACGAAGAUGCCAGGGAGAAACACAACUUCCACUCACACAGAGCUGGAAAUGCUGGUACAUCAUGGGCCUGUUAUACCCAAAAGAAACACAACUUUAUCAACUAAGCAUGCUAAGUUGGACAUCCAGAUGGAAAUGGCAGCUGGAGAACCUGCCUAUUACCCUGGCUUUACAACAGUGUCCUUGAUGAGCUACUCAAACCUGGAAGACCCUACAGAUACCUUCUUUGAUGGGAUCAAACCACAAAAGAACCAGAGCUUUAAGAUAAACUCCAAAGUGGUGACUGUCACUGUUAGCAACAGAAAUACAAGCCACCUCAAAACGCCAGUCAAACUGACUUUGGACCACUUGAUACAGAAAAAUCAAACACACAUCUGUGUGUUCUGGGAUUCCUCGCUGAACGGAGGAUCAUGGUCUGAUCGUGGCUGCAGUGUGGUGGAGUCAAACCUGGAAUGUACUGUGUGUUCCUGUAAUCACCUGAGCAGCUUUGCUGUACUGAUGGCCCUCUACGAGAUGGAGAAUAAGUUCGAGUUGCAGCUGAUCACCUGGGUGGGCUUGUCCAUUUCACUGAUUUUCUUAUUCAUCUCCAUCCUGACAUUCUCAAUGAUCCGCUCCAUUAAAAGCACAAGAACCACCAUCCACCUGCAUCUCUGCAUCAGCCUCUUCAUUGCAAACCUUGUCUUUCUAGCAGGAAUCUCUCAGACAGCGAACAAGGCUGGCUGUGCAGUGGUAGCAGGAAUCUUGCAUUUCUGCUACCUGGCAGCGUUUUGCUGGAUGUGUCUGGAGGGCAUUCAGCUGUUCAGGAUGGUUGUCCUCGUCUUCAACACCAACUUUAAAACCCUCCACAUGAUGGCAGUUGGCUACGGUGUUCCAGCUGUUAUCGUUACCAUCUCUGUCUUAGCUAAUUCUGGAGGAUAUGGCACCGAGAGAUAUUGUUGGCUAAAUCUGGAAACCAUUUGGAGUUUCUUUGGCCCUGUCUGUGUCAUCAUCAUUAUAAACAUUUUCUUCUUUCUCAUAACUGUGUGGAAGUUAGCACAGAAGUUCUCAAGUUUGAACCCUGAUCUUGAUAAUCUGCACAAAAUAAAGGCAUUCACCAUUACUGCAGUGGCACAGCUGUGUGUUUUGGGCAUCAUGUGGAUCUUUGGUUGUUUCCAGUUUGAGGAAAGCACUGUAGUCAUGUCUUACCUGUUCACCAUUUUUGGCAGCCUUCAGGGUGUUAUGCUCUUUAUCAUGCACUGUCUGUUUUCCAAACAGGUGAGAGAAGAAUAUGAAAACAUCCUGGCCAGAUUCUGUGUGCCUCAGAAGAAGAGCUACAAAGAGUUCAAUUACUCCAGCAAAGCUCAAGCAUCCAAGAGCAGCCAGGACACAGGAGAGUCUCAUUUUUGAGAAGCUAAAAACUGGCUUGAGACAAACUCUGAUUUGCUGGAGACUUUCAGUCAUUGGGACAUAUUGACGUCGCACUUAUAGCGCACCUGUUUGCACCUGUUUGCUUUGUUGCAAAAUUUCGUAAAUAUUAUCAUUCUUUACUAUGUGUGGGCCUUUUAUUUUAAGUCACUGAGUUAUCUAUUCAAAUCAUUACAACUUACAAAAUCCUUACAAAGGAAGCUUUUUGUUAAGUUUGUCAAACAGGAAAUUAUGUAAGUAGUUUUAGAAGCAUAAAUCUACAAAUAUUAAAAAUUUCAUAUAUGAAAAAAUGUUUUCAGAUUAUCAUAAUUGUGUAAAGACCUGUUGUAUCAGGUAAAUCUAAUAAUGCUAAUUCUUUAAUUCAGGUACUGUAUUUAAUGAGCAAUCUGAACAUAUUUGCUGCAAAGCACCUUCUUCAACCACUUCUUCAAGCUAUUCAAAGACCCACAAUAAGAGGACAAUUAUGAGACCGAAACAUAUAUUUAAAUGUUUUAAAAGUUUGAGUCUAUAUUGCUGAGCAAUUUUCCUGUGUUUUCAUUCUUGACUGCAUCCAUUCUCUGUGUUUUGUCAUGAAGCUAUUUUAGAAGAUUGUAAAUUUUUUUAUUGCAUUUACAGUUUGCAAUUACUUCUUUAUUUAUGUUUAUUGUUAAAAACCUUUUUUCAAUUACGUUUUUUUAAAUGUUCUCCUAAAAGUUUUAAAGUAAAUAAAUAUUCUGAUGUAUAUCAUCUUUAGUGAUUUUAAAAUGUAUUGCAUUUGAUAUAGAGAAUAAACUGUCAAUGAACACCAGAAGGACAACUUUUUGGCCAUUAUGUCACAACACAAAGCUUUAAUUCAAUGUUAAAGCAUUUUCAUAAUACAGACUGCACCUUAUGGUGUAAUUUCCCCAUAUUUUGCAUGUGAUUUCAAUGUUAUGUUUUUGAAAUCAGGGUAUAAUUUUCAUUACCUAAAAUACUUAGUAGACAAUAACUUUAAGUAUUUUAGAGGAAUAAGACAUUUUGAGCACUAUAUAAUUUCAGUGUAUUUUAGAAAAAAGAGCAAAUAAUGUUUCCCCAUUUUAGGUUGGAAUUAGAAAGUGAUUCUUGAUGUCUAUGCCAUAGUCUCAGUCAGUUUUACUCUCAUGCACAAUUGACUGUAUCUGAUGAAGUGUUGAUCUGACUUUCCUGCAUUAUAAUUAUAAAUGCAAAA
Pelmatolapia mariae (spotted tilapia) is the source of this 3828-nucleotide messenger RNA. Its product is annotated as adhesion G protein-coupled receptor E2-like. NCBI's taxonomy places the organism in Eukaryota, Metazoa, Chordata, Actinopteri, Cichliformes, Cichlidae. Gene Ontology annotation, molecular function: calcium ion binding; G protein-coupled receptor activity. The coding region runs from base 303 to 2624 and encodes 773 amino acids. Gene Ontology annotation, biological process: cell surface receptor signaling pathway; adenylate cyclase-activating G protein-coupled receptor signaling pathway. The record is from RefSeq and is a predicted model, not a curated record. The transcript is spliced from 19 exons. Gene Ontology annotation, cellular component: plasma membrane.